Pseudophryne corroboree (corroboree frog) is the source of this 3689-nucleotide messenger RNA. RefSeq names its product cytochrome P450 2K1-like. The record is from RefSeq and is a predicted model, not a curated record. Gene Ontology annotation, cellular component: cytoplasm; intracellular membrane-bounded organelle. NCBI's taxonomy places the organism in Eukaryota, Metazoa, Chordata, Amphibia, Anura, Myobatrachidae. Gene Ontology annotation, biological process: xenobiotic metabolic process. The coding region runs from base 76 to 1572 and encodes 498 amino acids. Gene Ontology annotation, molecular function: oxidoreductase activity, acting on paired donors, with incorporation or reduction of molecular oxygen, reduced flavin or flavoprotein as one donor, and incorporation of one atom of oxygen; heme binding; iron ion binding. The transcript is spliced from 9 exons.
UUUAGGAGAGCUAAGUCCAGUGUAAAAGUGUCUAUAUGACAGGAGAGUAGGAAAGCUCCAUAACAGAGCUGCAGGAUGACUUUUAUAACUGACUCUCUGUCUAGGGCCGAUGUGUUACUGUGCCUGACAGCCUGCAUUGCAUUCCUCAUCUACUGGAUCAAUGGCUCUAAGAAGAGAAAUAUGCCUCCUGGACCUACCCCUCUCCCCCUCAUUGGGAACCUCCACUCGAUGGACAUGAAUAGACCCCACAAGUCAUUGAUGGAGCUUUCUGAGAAAUAUGGAGAAGUCUUUACUGUACAGUUUGGACCCAAGAAGGUGGUGGUAAUUGCUGGGUACAAAGCUGUGAAGGACGCUCUCAUCGCCCAAGCUGAUGAUUUUGGACAUAGGGUGGAAAUGCCCCUGUACAAGCUAUACGGAGAAGAAAAGGGAUUAGCAUUUGCUAAUGGAGAACUAUGGAAAUCUAUGAGGAGGUUUGCACUGUCAACACUACGAGAAUUUGGAAUGGGAAAGAAAACAGUCCAAGAGAAAAUUCAAGAAGAAUUAAUUCCUCUCAUAGAAACCAUCAAAUCUCACAAUAACAAACCAUUUGAUAGCUACAUUAUACUGAACAGUGCGGUGGCCAAUGUAAUCUGCUCUAUUAUUUUUGGGAAAAGGUUUGAGUAUGAUGAUGCAAAAUUUAAACAAAUAUUCAGAUUGAUGGAAGAAAACAACCAGCUAGCUGGUGAAUCAAAAGUGAUGGUGUAUAAUUACUACCCUCUUAUCGGAUCUUUUCUUGGCCUACAUAAGAAAAUAGUGAAGAACACCCAAGAGCAACUUGAUUUUGUUUUAGAGUAUAUCAAAAUGCGAAGACGUGAGUUUGAUGAAAAUGACAUCACUGGAUAUAUUGAUGCCUAUCUUCUGAAGCAAAAACAGGAAUCCGUAGAAUCUGAAACAUACUUUAAUGAUGAAAACUUGGCCUACACAGUUCGGGAUUUAUUUUCAGCUGGAACCGAAACGACAUCUGCAUCGCUAGGCUGGGCCCUUUUACUGAUGGCAAAGUAUCCAGAAAUUCAAAAAAGGGUGCAGGAGGAAAUCAGGACACAUAUGAAGCCAGGACAGAUGCCUACAGCCGAUGAUAGAAGGAAUAUGCCUUAUACUGAUGCAGUGAUACAUGAAGUACAGAGGUUCGCCAAUAUCGUUCCCCUGAACUUGUCUCACAUGACUGUAAAUGAUGUGAAUUUUCGUGGUUACAGUAUUCCAAAGGGAACAGAGGUCAUUCCUUUCCUCACAUCCGUUCUGUAUGACAAGUCUCAGUGGAAAACUCCAUAUGAAUUUAACCCAAACCACUUUCUGGAUUCAAGUGGGAAGUUUGUACGACCCGAGGCAUUUUUACCUUUCUCUGCAGGAAAAAGAGCUUGCGUUGGAGAAAGCUUGGCCAAGAUGGAACUUUUCCUGUUCUUUACCGGACUUCUUCAAGCAUUUACUUUCCACCCACCAGCUGGAGUCUCCAGGGAAGAUCUAAGUCUUGAUCCUGAAAUUGGAUUCUUUUUGAACCCUAAACCACAUCUGAUAUGUGCAAAGCUCAACAACUAGUGUGCUGCCACCACAAAUACCCAGUAACAAGGCAGAUGUUUUUGUUGAUUCAUUUUGACUGAUUACAAAUGUCAAUACAGGUUGAGUAUCCAUUAAGGAUAGGCUUGGCAAAGGCUUGGGACCAGAAGUAUUUUGGAUAUCGGAUUAUUACGUAUUUUGGAAUAAUUGCAUACCAUAAUGAGAUAUCAUGGUGAUAAGACCCAAGUCUGAGCACAGAGGCCCUCAUUCCGAGUUGUUCGCUCGCUAGCUGCUUUUAGCAGCAUUGCACAUGCUAGGCCGCCGCCCUCUGGGAGUGUAUCUUAGCUUAGCAGAAUAGCGAACGAAAGAUUAGCAGAACUGCUAAUAAAUAAUUCUUUGCAAUUUCUGAGUAGCUCCAGACCUACUCACAGAUUGCGAUCAGCUCAGUCCGUUUAGUUCCUGGUUUGAGGUCACAAACACGCCCUGCGUUCGGCCAGCCACUCCCCCGUUUCUUCAGACACUCCCGCGUUUUUCCCUGACACGCCUGCGUUUUUUAGCACACUCCUGGAAAACGCUCAGUUACCACCCAGAAACGCCCCUUUCCCGUCAAUCAUUCACCGAUCAGCAGUGCGACUGAAAAGCGCCGCAGGAUCCACAGCAAAACUGCUAAGUUUUUAGUUAAAUAACUUAGCGUAUGCGCCCUGCGUGCCUUGCGCAUGCGCAGUUUGCAACAAAUCGCAGCAUCGCGAAAAUCGGCAACGAGCGAACAACUCGGAAUGAGGGCCAGAGUGUAUUUAUGUUUCAUAUACACCCACCCUGAAGGUAAGUUUAGCCAAUAUUUUUAAUAACUUUGUGCAUUAAACAAAGUUUGUGUACAUACACACAAUUCAUUUAGGUUUCAUAUACACCUUAUACACACACAGCCUGAAGGUCAUUAAAUACAAUAUUUUUAAUAACUUUGUGUAUUAAACAAAGUUUGUGUACAAUGAGACAUCUUAAACAAAAGGUGUGUACACACGGUGAGAUACUUGCUAUGCACGAUUUUGACUAUGCGAUUUCCCUUGAACUCCCCCAGAGCCCAGAUAGCACAUAUAGUACAGAUUUUGACUAUCUUUGCUUUAGAUUUUGUCUAUGUACGAUUUUGACUAAGUGCCAAUUUUGACUAUACUUUGUACUAGAUAGUACACUAGAUAGUCAAUAUUGACUUAGCUGCACAGUCUAUCUAGCCUUACGAUACCGACCCCACGAGAGCGCUCAUCGGGAUCGAAUCUGUAUCGCAAGCUGCCUAACACCUUGAGAUAUGCACUAACUUUUCAUAACUUUUUGCCAAUAUAGUCAAAAUCUUACAGAUUUAUCUCACCGUGGGCGGGAUGUACUAAGGGAAAAAUGCGGUAAAACUCCCGUUUUCGGGGGUUUUACCGCAUUUUGAAAUAUACUAAGACCCAGCCGCCCACAUAUCGGUGCGGAGGGUAUCGCCAUCUUUUUAUGGCGAUACCCUAUAGAAGCCUAUGGGCUUCUUUCCGCAAACCCGCCGCACUCACCGCCAAACGCUGACCCAUCUCUCACCAGUGUCCUGGCAGCCUGCUUCAGGAUCCUCAGCUGCCUCCGAGCUCCUGCAGCAGCUGGUGGGGUCCUCCUAUUCCUCCUCCCCGUCCUCUGGAAGCCGGUGCACUCCGUGCUUCCUGCAGCUGCCCCGCACCCUGCCCCAGCUGCACAGCUGCUUGUUCCUGUAUGAAGUGCCGGGGUUCCGGGUGCUGAUGGUGGUAGCGACCGGACGCAGGAGCAUAUGACGGGAGACGGGCGGGUGCCGGCAGGGGGUCUCAGGCCGUACUCCAUGCUGCAGGAGGUCAGGGUGCGGUGAGCGCGGAGCUGCAGGACUUCCUCUCGGGACUACCACUGACCGCAGGGCACCCCUGGCAUCGCAUUGCGAUACUAAUCACAUAUGUUAGUACAUAUGCGAUUAGCAUCAUUGCGAUGACCGGCGAUGACCCGCGAUCAGUGAUAGUACAUCCCGCCCCGUAUGUACACACCUAAAGGUUUCACUAUCUCAGUCCUACUCAAAAAAUUCUGUAUUUCGGAAUAUUUGGAUAUGGUAUACUCAACCUGUAUUACUUUUCCUGUGUUAUUCUUCUAUUCUAAAAUAAACAUUAAAUUCACAA